UCCCCUUCUUUUAAUAAAAUACUCGUACCACGAGCACUAGACAGUAUUUAUACCGGCGAUCGCGAUUAUUUGCGCGCUAGUUUCUAGUAACUACAAAUAAUAAAAUGUUCGGUGUACUAAUUACUAUUUUAGUUUUUCAGAGCUUCUGUACUCACGCCCAAAUCUUCAGCUCGCCAUGGAAUUACAAAUGUACUAAUGGACAGUGCGUUAAAUUCGAAAAAAUUAAAAACGAGUCGAUAUCUUCUUUGGAAGCUUGUCAACUUAUUUGCGGCGAUGGCGGAUUGUGGCCCAAACCAACAGGCCCUUAUUAUAUCGGCAACUCUUUGGUUAACUUGAAUCCUAGUAAAAUAAAAUUACAUAUGAUCAACUCGACUUCAGUUGCCGGAGUUCUGCUUAAGCGCAAAGUCAACGCGCUCAAGAUAAACCUCAAGAAAUUGGUCCGAAACCCGCGAAGACUCGGGGGGUUGGGUCUUGAUAUAUAUAUCAAAGGAUUGAUAAAUUCCAGCGACGUGACUCUUAGGCUAAGUACCAAAGAAAAUUAUAAAUUGAAAAUAAAUAAGCGCAGAAGUUCAGUGAGCGUAAUAAUAAGAGGGGAAAAUUACUUUGGAGUCCGGAAUGCCCUGGAGACUUUGUCCCAGCUGAUAGUUUUCAAUGACUUUGUUGAUAAAAUUCAAAUAGCGACGAAUGCUUCUAUAAUUGACGGUCCAGUUUACCCCUAUCGCGGAAUUUUACUGGAUACGAGUCGUAAUUAUAUCAGCAAAGAAGAAAUAUUAAAGACUAUUGAAGCCAUGGGAAUGUCGAAACUUAAUACAUUCCAUUGGCAUUUGUCAGACUCACAGAGUUUCCCUUACGUCAGUCGAUCCCGGCCGAAUAUGUCCAGAUACGGAGCCUAUUCGUCGAAAAAAAUCUACACUGAUAAAGAUAUCAAGGAGAUCAUUAACUUUGGGAUUUAUCAGGGCGUCCGUGUGAUUCCGGAGCUGGAUGCCCCGGCACACGUUGGCGAGGGCUGGCAAUGGGUCGGCGAUGAUGCUCUGGCUUGUUUUCGGGCCGAGCCUUGGCCGUCAUACUGCCAGGAACCACCUUGUGGUCAAUUGAAUCCCGCUAGCGACAGAGUCUAUGAAGUACUGGAAAGUCUUUACAAAGAUUUGAUGGACGACUUCAAGCCGGUGAUCUUUCACAUGGGCGGGGACGAAGUGAACAUCAACUGCUGGAACUCAUCGGAGUCUAUUAGAAAAUUUGUCAGCAAAAAAGGAUGGAGUUUAGACGCAUCUGGUUUUGUAAAACUUUGGAAUUUAUUCCAACAGCGCGCGUAUGAUAAAUUAAAAUUGGCUGGUGGUGGGGAAGAAGUCAAAGCUGUUUUGUGGACGAGUAAACUCACUGAUGAAAAUAAUAUUGAAUAUUUGGACCCUGAUAAAUAUAUAAUUCAAAUAUGGACGGCAGUUUAUGAUCAAACGAUCCGCAGACUUUUGCAGAAUGACUUUCAAGUCAUUUUUUCAAACUACGACGCGCUUUAUCUCGACUGCGGCUUCGGAGCUUGGAUUGGCGAAGGGUCCAACUGGUGUUCGCCUUACAAAGGAUGGAAAAGAAUUUACGAAAACUCUCCUCUGAAAAUCGUUGAGAAUCACGGGGUUGAAAAUAAAAAACAUCUGAUUCUUGGUGGAGAAGCUGCGCUGUGGACGGAACAAGUUGACAGUACUUCAGUAGAUUCACGUCUGUGGCCCAGAUCAGCAGCUCUGGCCGAAAGAUUGUGGGCGGAGCCAUCAUCAUCAUGGAAAAACGCAGAAUCCCGCAUGCUCCGUCAUCGCGAACGUUUAGUAAACCGCGGAAUUUUAGCUGAUAGUUUGGAACCCGAAUGGUGCAGACAAAAUCCAGGGAACUGCACUUAGAAUUUUAAAAAAUCUACACAUUUAAUUUAUUUUUUCACAAAAAAAUUGACCGAUAAUUUCGAUAUCAAUAAUAAAAAAAUAGUCCGGUAAAAAAAAAAAUCAUUACGCGCCUAAACUUUUCAAAGACGUCCACAAUUAAUUGGUCUUAUCUGUUAUUAAUUAAUUUUAAUGAGUUUAUUUUUUCUAGUUUGACGUAGAUCAUUAACUUCUGAGAAAUAAUUGACGCUGGUAGUUUAAUUUAUCAGUAAAUUACGUGACAUAUACCCACGUUAAAUCAAUCCCCCCAAGUUAAUAAUAAUUAGUUUAAAACCAGGUUUUAUUUAAACAAGUCUUCACUCAACAGUCCGAGUUUAACUGCUGCGUAUUAACGAUACUAGUAAUUAAUUAUAAAUAUUUAAGAUGGCGAGCAAGUGUUAUAUAUUUGAAAUACUAUUUGUGUGCAUACUGUUACAAGUAUUCAAAACUGCGACGUCAUCAUCACGAGUUUUAUAUACAACUACACUUCCGAAGGAUAAUCAAGAAGUCCAAUACUUCACUAAGGAGGCUUUGAAAACACUUCCGGCGUAUCGAAAAAGUAAAAGGGAGAUGAUAGUUUUUAAAACCUUCGACACAUUCUUGGGUCUCACUUCUGAUGAAAGGCAGUAUGAAAUUUUUGUUAUAUAUAAAACAACUGGGUGCCCGAAAGGAAAAUUAAGCGAUUCUUGCUUGGAAAAAAGAUCCGGAGUUCGAAAACAGUACUGCAGAAUUAAAGUUUUUACGAAAGCUGCUGAACCUAUUACGUCUAGAUGUAGCAGCCAAAUGGAUUUAUAUUUCUAUGAUAAAUUAUUUGUUCGCCCUGAAGAAUAAAUUUUUACUGACUGUAAUUAUCUCGCACUACAUUGUCAAUAAUAAGAUACUACUUUGUCUUCGAUGCAUGUCUUGAAAUUUCUUUAUCAAGGAGAUUUUCGUCUGAGAAGAGUUGAAAUAAUUAUUGGAUUGAAAACGAGUUUUUAAAAUUUUAUUUUAUCUUGAAAGCUGAAAGUGUCGAGUAUAAAAAUUUAUAGAAAGGAUUGAAAAGUCGAAUUUUUUGUUUUCCAGAAAAUUAUUAAAACUCAGCAGAAAUUUUCAUGAAAGCAAAAAAAAUCUUUUUCGGUAACUUAAUAAUAGACUUAAUUUUAUUAGAUUUAUCAGAAUUUUUGAAAAAAUUUUUUUCAUUUUCAUGAAAAUUUUCUGUCAAUUUAAUAAUUUUUCUGGAAAAUGAGAUUUCCAAAAUUUUUAUCCUGACUUCUCAGAAGUUAUAAAUUUAGUAAAAUUUUGGGUUUUCCAAAAAAUUAUCAAAAGUUGAGUAGAAAAUUUUCAUGACAGUAAAAAAAUAUU
This is a messenger RNA of Microplitis mediator, 3242 nucleotides long. RefSeq names its product chitooligosaccharidolytic beta-N-acetylglucosaminidase-like. Lineage: Eukaryota; Metazoa; Arthropoda; Insecta; Hymenoptera; Braconidae. Bases 105 to 1886 code for a protein of 593 amino acids. The transcript is spliced from 4 exons. Gene Ontology annotation, biological process: carbohydrate metabolic process; ganglioside catabolic process; glycosaminoglycan metabolic process. Gene Ontology annotation, molecular function: beta-N-acetylhexosaminidase activity. The record is from RefSeq and is a predicted model, not a curated record. Gene Ontology annotation, cellular component: membrane.